CCCGCCCUGCGCGCCGGCAGCCGGGUCCCCGGGCCGGGAGGAGACGGGGCGAGCGAGGCCGCACAAAGCGGGGAGCGACGAGCGGAGGCGAGGCGUGGGCGCGAAGCGGGCAUGGACGCCGAGUACCCGGCCCUGGAGCCCCCGCUCUGCGGCGAGCUCAAACGCCUGUGCAAGCGGCUGCAGGAGGCGCUCCACGAGCUGAGAGAGGACCUCGCGCCCUUCCGAGAUGACCGCUACUACCGGCUGGCGCCCAUGCGGCUCUACACGCUCUCCAAGCGCCACUUCGUCCUGGUGUUCGUCGUGUUCUUCGCCUGCUUCGGCCUGACCGUCUUUGUGGGCAUCAGAGGACCCAAAGUGAUCCAGACUUCUGCAGCUAAUUUUUCACUAAAUAAUAGCAAAAAGCUAAAGCCCAUUCAGUUACGUUCAAAUCCACUGUCAACGUAUAAUCAGCAGCUGUGGCUGACGUGUGUGGUUGAAUUGAAUCAGUCAAAAGAGACCUCCAUUCAGACGAGCUUCCCCUUGACGGUGAAGGUGGACGGUGUCGCUCAGGACGGAACCAUGCUGUACAUUCACAACAAGGUCCACAACCGGACCAGGACGCUCACGUGCGCAGGGAAAUGCGCGGAGAUGAUCGUGGCUCACCUCGGCUACCUGAACUACACGCAGUACACCGUGACCGUGGGCUUUGAGCACCUCAAGCUGCCCGUAAAGGAGAUGCACUUCACGUGGAAGACUUACGACCCCGCAUUCUCCCAGUUGGAGAUCUGGUUCCGAUUUGUCUUCGUGGUGCUCACCUUCAUCGUCACGUGCCUGUUUGCACACUCGCUGCGCAAGUUUUCCAUGCGGGACUGGGGCAUCGAGCAGAAGUGGAUGUCCGUCCUCCUGCCCCUGCUGCUGCUGUACAACGAUCCGUUCUUCCCGCUGUCCUUCCUGGUGAACAGCUGGCUCCCGGGCAUGCUGGACGACCUCUUCCAGUCCGUGUUCCUGUGCGCCUUGCUGCUCUUCUGGCUCUGCGUGUACCACGGGAUCCGGGUGCAGGGAGAGAGAAAGUGCUUGACUUUCUAUCUGCCCAAGUUCUUCAUCGUCGGGCUGCUGUGGCUGGCGGCGGUGACGCUGGGGGUAUGGCAGACAGUUAACGAACUGCACGAUCCCAUGUACCAGUACCGCGUGGACACGGGCAACUUCCAGGGCAUGAAGACCUUCUUCCUGGUGGGGGCGGCCGUGUACGUCGCCGCCCUGCUGUUCUUGGUCGUGCGGGCCUGUUCCGAGCUGCGCCACAUGCCGUACGUGGAUCUCAGGUUGAAGUUUCUGACGGCAUUAACCUUUGUAGUGCUUGUCAUCAGCAUCGUCAUCCUCUACUUAAGGUUUGGAGCCCAAGUAUUACAAGACAACUUUGUAGCAGAACUGUCAACCCACUACCAGAACUCAGCGGAGUUCCUGUCUUUCUACGGCUUGUUGAACUUUUACCUCUACACUUUGGCCUUUGUGUACUCUCCAUCCAGGAACGCGCUGUAUGAGUCGCAGUUGAAAGACAACCCUGCCUUCUCCAUGCUCAACGACUCGGACGACGACGUCAUCUAUGGGAGCGACUACGAGGAGAUGCCCCUGCAGAAUGGCCAGGCCAUCCGCGCCAAGUACAAGGAGGAGUCGGACAGCGACUGAGCGCCGGGGCCGCGGCCGCCCUGCCCGCCCCGCCACACCUGCAAGCGGAGAAUCCCCGUUCCUCAUGUGUUUACGUUUUUAAAAGGAAACCAAAACGGAGAGCAAAUCUGAAUCGGGCCAAGUUUACGUCAGGGCAGCUCCGUCUGUCUGGGAGGAGGGACUAAGUGUCAACAGCCGAGUCCUCUCUGCAGAGGUUUCCGUGGUGACAAGGAGAUCACCCGUGUUUGGUAGACAGUUACUUACCUGCAAACUCCGGUUCCUGGGCAGCCUCCCGGCCAGGUCCCGGCUGGCGGCUCUGCUCUCCUUCCCGCCUCCCGGAGCUGGGCCCUCGGCUUGUUUUGACCCUUUCGUCUGUGCCUGAGUGAGGCCGUCCUUCCCGUGGGGCGGCGUCUGCAGACCCCUAAGUGACGACGGACCACGGGCAGGGUGGCGGCCAGGCCUCAGCAGGGAAAGGCUGCGGCAACCUACCGGUCCCCAGCUCCGGGCUGGGUCUGAAGGUCGUGUUGAAGGGCGGUGUGUGCCCGCGUGCGUGCGUGCAGGACCGGGUGCGUUUCCCUGUGGCUGGGGUGGACAGCAGGGAAGCUGCCUCCAUUCCAGUCAACACAGUUUCUGCAAACUCUGUCGAACGUGAGAUCCCGUGAAGCUUUAUUUUUAAAUAAAAGCUACGUAAGUGAUUGAUAGAUUAUUACAGAUUCCUUAUUACCAAAAAGAUUUUCAGUUCCCCACUUGGAAACUAACUGAAAAGAAAGCGGAUGGCUUACGGAUGAGCACUGUGGGUGGGAAGUCACUGGAAGUCUCUCCUGGCCGCGAGUCCCGCCGUGGCCGGGCGCGCAGGUGCACGGCUCCAGAAGGGACGCUCGUGGUGCUGCUGCAUCUCGGGCAUCCUAGGAGGCUCAGAGACUCCACGUGCAAGUGUGGUGCGGGGGACCCUGCCGAGACGCCGGACUCCGCGGGACGCCGGCAGCCGUGGUGCGGGGGACCCUGCCCAAGACGCCUGACUCCGCGAGAUGCCGGCAGCCGUGGUGCGGGGGACCCUGCCGAGACGCCGGACUCCGCGGGACGCCGGCAGCCAUGGUGACGGGGGACCCUGCCGAGACGCCAGACUCCGCGGGACGCCGGCAGCCGUGGUGCGGGGGACCCUGCCCGAGACGCCGGAUUCCGCGGGACGCCGGCAGCCGUGGUGACGGGGGACGCAGAGGCCCGGGAGGACCGCUCGCUCCGCACGCCGCGCCUGCAUUUCCACCUAUGCAUUCCCAGCUCGCCACUCAGAGCCGCAGGUGACGGCCACUCCAGGACCUGGGCCCUGGAGGUGCAGAGGAAGCUCUUCGUUAUGGCUUUUCUCUCUAAUUUAACGAUAAUGUGAUGGAACCUUAAUAUGGAUUCCAUUUGAUUUGUUUUAAAAGACUUGUAAAUAUGAAUGAAGCAGCUGUUAUGUAAGGGUGAUUCAAGUUUACAUGAUUUUUACACUUGCAACGGUGUGAGAUGACUUUUUUUAUUCUGUGUAUUGCAAAAAUGUUUCUGUUACCCAGUUUUACAACUUCUAAUAUGACUACUCUAUGAACAGUUUAUGUAGGAACGGAUGCAGACUGACGCACUCCAACAUGUGAAGUGGUUUACAGGCCUCAACCAUCAUGAAACACGCGUCCGCAUUUGGACUGCUGCUGGUCACCAGAUGUAAAGGCCGUGUGCAUUAGCCGUGUGCAUGAGCACAUCCCGGGGUCUGUGUUCUGUGGGGCAGCAGGAAGCUGAGGCCGAGGCCUCGCAUCCACUCUCCACGGCAGCCGUGAAGUGAAACAGUAGUGUGUAUUUACUUUCUGUAACUAAAAUGACAGUGCUCAACAGGAAAAUGGUGUUAAAUUGUGUUUUCGAUUUCUCCUCCCUGGUGUAGUAGAUAAGCAUUUUGCAUGCUCCAUGUAAGAACUGGCCUAGUGUGUGCAGCUUAGCACAUCGGGCGUGACAGGUGUCAUGUGACAGGUGUCCGCCCUCCAGAAACUCGGGAGGGUGCCAGUUUUUCUUCAAAGAUAUCCAAGUUUCGCAGACUUGAGUUCUUCAUGAUAAUGGCCUGACACCACUGUUGGGUUUUUGUAUUGGUCUAGGGGAGUCUGGAGGCACCCCAUGUCCCCACGUGGGCAACAGGUCUGCUUGAUUUAUUAUUCAAUCACUACAGCCCUGCACUGGUGCCGUUCUCUCUGAAGCCCUGUCUGAAAGGCCAGAGAAGGAUAUACAGAAAAUAGAUUCAUGGUUCGUAAGGUUAGUGCUGUACGUAAUUACACAUUGUAAGUUUGGAUAACGUAGACCCAGCCCACUGAAUGGACAGGUUAGAAGACAGACGUAGCAGCAUCAAGUAUUUCACUGGCUAGUUACUGAAUGCAGUUACGUUACCUAGGUUACAUGGUGCCACUGACUUCUCGAAUCAUGUCCACAGCAGAAAUACAGAUGCUUACAAAGGGAGAGUAACAGGGGCUUCUGUCACCAGGUCAGGACUCGGCCACUAAAGUGUAUUUCAGAGGUGUCAGAAACCAGCUGCCUUGGGCUUCCUUUUGCACACACACACACACACACACACACACACUCUGACAAACCUUACCGCCAGGAGAGGGAGUUGCUUCUGUCUUUGCUUUGCCCGUGUUACGAUGUUUGUCUUUGCGCCAUGUUAGGCACACCAGUGAGUCUAAUACCGCACUCGGAAACAUUUUCUGUUAUGAAAACUGCCUUUUUACACACAAGCUGUACAGAUCUGUGAACUGAAACACUCGCCAUUACGCUCAAUAGGAAGGCGGGGCGGGGCCUGACGGGGCGGGGCCGUCCUCCGUGGGCAACAGGAAUUGCUGUCUGCUUAGGGCAAACUAGCCUCCUGGGAACGGCCUCAUUCUGACACUACCUUUCUGCAAAUGGUAAUAAAUUUUUAUUAUUCAUUCCUUA
Messenger RNA from Oryctolagus cuniculus (rabbit), 4584 nucleotides. It is a transcript of the gene TMEM181, whose product is annotated as transmembrane protein 181. The record is from RefSeq and is a predicted model, not a curated record. NCBI's taxonomy places the organism in Eukaryota, Metazoa, Chordata, Mammalia, Lagomorpha, Leporidae. Gene Ontology annotation, molecular function: toxic substance binding.